AUGAUCGGAGAUGAUAAGGUAAUUACAGAAGCGACAUUUGUUGCCGCGGCCGGCAAUGGGUUGAAUGGUGCAUGGAUAAUGCAGCUACUACUUAGCCGCAGGAGUGAUUUCGAGAUUACGGAAUUAGUGAGCAAGGCAGCAGUGUUCAGCGACAUGCCAUCUGGUACCUACGUAAUGGAAGCGCUUCUGGAUCUGAAAGGAGACACAGUCCCUAUCACCGAGGAGGUGCUGCUGGCGGCCACUCGGAACCUCACUUAUCGGUACAGCAUCUUCAGAUUAUUGGUCAGAGAAAGAUUUGCCUCUGUGCGCGCAUGUCUCACCCAGAGAAUUUUGCUCACUAUCGCGGCGAGUGGGGAUCUGAUGAUUCUGUCACUCUUGGAAAGGAGGUUUGAAAUCACAAUCACAACUGAACUGCGCUCGAUCUGUCGGCUGUAUAUUGGCGCCCGUGAUGGCAACAGGCGGCUGGUACAGUCCCUUCUUCGUCAAGGGGUGCCGCCAAACACACGAAGCGCCAGAGGAGAGACUCCUCUUUGGAUGGCAGCAGCCGGUCAGCACGAUUUGAUCGUCAAAGACCUCUUGGCAACAAAAGCGGUAGACGUUGACCCUGUUUCAAUGACUGGAGACUCGCCACUUAUCAGAGCGAUCGUACGUUACAAUGUUCCAAUUGUACGCCUUUUACUGGCUGCAGGUGCGAAUCCGAACCUGGCCGACAAGAACGGAAAGACAGCCUAUGCUUUAGCAAAGGAGCGGUCCUACUUGCGUAUGAUGGCUAUCAUGAGAGAAUAUGGGGCUAAGUGA
Messenger RNA from Aspergillus udagawae, 798 nucleotides. RefSeq names its product ankyrin repeat domain-containing protein. The record is from RefSeq and is a predicted model, not a curated record. Gene Ontology annotation, molecular function: protein binding. The transcript has a single exon. NCBI's taxonomy places the organism in Eukaryota, Fungi, Ascomycota, Eurotiomycetes, Eurotiales, Aspergillaceae. Bases 1 to 798 code for a protein of 265 amino acids.